AUGCCGGGUGGGUUGAUCAAUAUUUUUAAAUAUUGGUAUGAACACCAAACUAACCGGGUUAGAUGGCUCGGUGAGCUUUCUGACGAGUACAGGUUGGAGUGUGGAGUGAGACAGGGAGGGCUAACUUCUCCUUCUCUCUUCAACUUGUAUGUGAAUAGGUUGAUUGUUGAGCUGAGCGACACAAGGGUCGGCUGCUCGAUUGAUGGUCACUGCAUCAACAGUAUCAGUUAUGCAGAUGACAUGGUAUUGCUAAGCCCAUCAAUCGCAGGUCUCAGAAAACUAAUAGGUGUAUGUGAGAGGUACGCUUUGUCACACGGACUCCUGUACAAUGUUAAAAAGAGCGAGCUCUUGAUCUUUCAAGCUAGGCGUCGUAAGCUGGGAGAUGUGCCACGUGUGCUGCUAAAUGGCGUCGCUCUAGGCAGGGUAAAUGCGUUUAAAUAUCUUGGCCAUGUGGUUACCGAGGAUUUAAAAGACGAUGCUGACAUCGAAAGGGAAAGGAGGGCGAUGGCGGUCCGCUGUAAUAUGCUGGCACGCAGAUUCGCGCGGUGUAGCUUUGGAGUAAAGAUAACUCUCUUUAAAGCCUUUUGCCAAACUCUAUACACUUGCAAUCUGUGGGUCAACUACACGCAGCGGGCCAUCAACGCUCUCCGAAUACAAUAUAAUAACGCAUUCAGGGUGCUGGUGGCGCUCCCGCGCUGCUGUAGUGCGUCUGCGAUGUUUGCCCACGCGCACACGGACGGCUUCCACGCCGUGCUGCGACGUCGCAUCGCCUCACUGAUGCUCCGUACGCGGGGGAGCGCCAACACCAUCCUGAACGUGCUCAGCGAUAAGCCUGACAGCCCCCUUCUGUGGCACUGGUUACAAAUGCAUGUGCCCGGUGCCCCAGAGGGUGGCAGAUACAUGAAUUAA
Parnassius mnemosyne (clouded apollo) is the source of this 909-nucleotide messenger RNA. The record is from the annotation of a GenBank genome assembly. Lineage: Eukaryota; Metazoa; Arthropoda; Insecta; Lepidoptera; Papilionidae.